UUGAUUUUAAAAGUUUUAAGUAAAGGUACACAAUCAAUAUACAUAUUUCAUUCAAAUAGUUAACCAUGUCUACUUAAAGGAAAGCUCCAAAUUUAUAAACCAAAUACAAUGUAAGCAUUGUUAAAGCAUUGUCUCUAUAAACUGGAAUUUCCAUGGGUUUUCCAAUUCUUUAAUAGAACAUGGAACAAAAAAUGACUGUCGUGUGGUAAGAUGGAGGGAAAUAUAAAACACUCAACGUUAAAGAACAUGGCAGCACCUGAACCCUCGAGAGAAUCUUCUUUAAAAACAUCUCAACCAGACAAUGAAUAUACCACUGAAAAUUUACCCCCAGCACAGCCUGAAACCCGACCCAAACAAGGCCAACCGCUACAGGAAACAUUAUCAUCUGACCCGGGCAAUGAUAGUCGUGUGGUUCAUCAGUCAGGGCUACCAGAAGAUAUCUAUGCUGUGUCUGUGCACGUGUGUGAGGUUAUGGACAAGAUAGGCUACAGUGACGCCAUGGUCAGAUACCGACAGGAGAGUUACAGAAACAAUGAUUUUUCAGAGCUGAACAUGAUCGUUACUGGCAGUAAAGGCGAGGGUUUAUCUACCCCUUAUGAGAGUGACAUUGACUUUCUUUUCCUUAUGAAAACAAUCCUGUGUAGAAUACCUGGAUAUGCCAGCCUGCAACUACCGGACAUCAACACUGUUUGCAUCAUGGAUGGCGAACACUGCCACCCAGGACACUUCUGGCUUGAACUCGACCACUUGGGAACAGUAGAAGAGACUAAUAUUAAAGCUACUUUGUUUGUUCAUACCAAUGGAAAAGCUUAUCUCUCAAGUCAGAAAUUGAAAGAAAUACAAAACCAAACUAAACACACUACCUCAGUAUCAGGUCCAGCUGUAACAUACACCUGUCAAUAGCUUAGCUCAGACACUGUGAUUGCUCUUCCCAUUCAACAACAAAUGCUCUCAGAGUGGACCAGCAGACUAAGGCUCCACAACUGGCCAUCCCCUGAACUUAUACAGGAAAUUUCCGAGCUACCAGCCUACCUUGUUCCAGUUGGCUGUAAGAACAGUAAAAACAAACACAUGGAGUGGAGAGUGUGCUUUAUAGGUGAACAGAAACUCACAAGCAGUUUUACAGAAUGCCAGUAUAAACUGUACAUCAUUUUCAAAUUUCUUAUGAAAGAAGAACUAAAGUCAAUCUGUGAUGAAAUGUCAUCCUACAUUGUAAAGAAUAUCGUAUUUUGGUUUAUUGAAUCAACUCAGCAAGAGUUAUUUUCCAAAGAAAAUAUGAUUGAACAUCUCCUUUCUUGUCUGCAAAUGCUACAACAAGCAAUCAGGGAUAAUCAUCUUCCUUACUACAUGAUCCCUGGCAGGAACCUGCUGAUAGAAAGAAUCAACCAGCUACAACAACAGCAGCUAAUUGCUAAGCUGGAUGCGCUGAUACAGGAAGGUCCCCGUGUAAUACUGAGAUGUCCUAAAGUCCUUGAAGCCCUGUAUAAUAUGUCUCCAACUGAGCUGACAAAGAAAGGCCAUUGGAGGGACAAGCUUGAAAAGCUGUGGCUGGAGUGGCAAAACAUAGUAACAAAUAAGGAUGAGGAUGGGAAGCAGCUGCUAAAGAAAGAUCCAUACUUUAUCACUGUGACAGAGAGGAUGUAUGACACAGUCUGGCCAUUGUGGAGACUGUACCAGAAAGAGGGUAUUUUAGAUAUAGUGGAAAGAAAAAUUUAUUAUGCACUGUUAUAGACAUACAUGUUCAUGUAUACAAGUAGGGCAAACAUGAUUAAUUUUGUUAGGGUUAGUAACAUCAUUUUCAAUAAAUGUAUGGUAGACUUUUAUUUCUUCACUUUAUUUUUAUAAAUGGCAUUAUGUGAGAACGUUAUUGCCAUCAUAGGAGAACUGUGUCUAAGUAAUAUUCUGUAUAAAGCUUUUAAGGUUUUAACUACAUUAUAAAACACACAACAUUUUUAAAUAGUUCUUUCUUCACCAACUGACUAUAAUAAAGUUCGGUCUGCGACUAUUUCAUAGGUAAGGUCGGGUAACCCAAACCAAAUCGUUUUUUAGGCCUAGUGUAGGCUGUUGCAAAUUUUGACAUUAUGGCAGGUGACUUUGUUUUGAGUUGCUAUGAUACAUGUCAAACUUUUAUCUAUGUUUUAAAACUGAAAUGUAAAGUCAAGCUCCGGUUAGCCCAGUAACACUUAAUGAAAUAUGAUAUGUUUAGAUAUAAAAAUUGUAGGUUUAUGAAAUAGUUUUGCUAUAAAAAAAAAUCCAUAGUACCGGUAGUAAUUUAGAACUGUUGUAUAUUUUCUGAUAAAUUGAUCUUCAUAUAAGCAUUAUGAUCCUACUUUUUCAUUAUUAACUAUUACUCAUUAUUGAGUAAUCUUGAUGAAGGAUCAUAUAAUUUCAGCAUCAUCAAAGUCUAUUUUUGUUACCAGUGAUUUUUUAUGCAAUAUUGUCAAAUUUAGUAUCAAAUUAAUUGUCUUGAAAUGUAGAGUCCAAAUAUAGCAAUUGUAUUUGAGUGACCCUAAUGAUCAAAUAACUUGUGUAGGGUUUUAUAAUAGGAUUAUUAUUAAUAAUAACUUUAGUGUUAUGUAAAUUACUAAAAUCCAUGUUUAUGUUUCUCUAAACUUGUUACUUAAAGAUGGUAUGUGACAAAAUUAAUGUAGCAUUCUAUUCGCAAUUUCAGUAUUUCUAAAGAAGACAAUUUAGAAAGAUAUGUCUGUGCUUUCAUUAUGUUGGACUUUAAAAUUAUAUUGAACCUAUCACUUGCAAGUGAGUAUUCCCAAAAUAUUGUUGAUUUGAAUAGUACUUAAACAUCUGGCCCCAAUUUCUCGAAACUUCAUAAGCUUAAUAGGCAUAAGUAGCUUAUUUCAAUUAGCCAAAAUACAUACUUAAAUAGAAUUUUGUUAAAUGAAAAAUUGUAUAUUCUGAUGAUCAUUAUUCCGAUUUAAAGUAUAAAAAAUCUUAAAGAAGUUAACAUUACGCAAUUAAAUGAUAACCAGUAUUAGUGUGCUUAGCUUAAUCCUGUUAUAAGGGACUUAAGAAGUUUCAAGAAAUCGGGGCCUGAAAUUCAUUACAUAUCUCUGUUGUCUAUACACGAUUUGAUUUAUUACUGUUUCUUGUUUGUAAUUAUGAUCAUUCAUGCUUUUGGACUUAUAAAAUAAACAUCAACUUCUAA
Mya arenaria is the source of this 3163-nucleotide messenger RNA. RefSeq lists its product as uncharacterized. The record is from RefSeq and is a predicted model, not a curated record. Lineage: Eukaryota; Metazoa; Mollusca; Bivalvia; Myida; Myidae. Bases 946 to 1731 code for a protein of 261 amino acids. The transcript has 3 exons.